This is a messenger RNA of Oncorhynchus mykiss (rainbow trout), 1869 nucleotides long. Its product is annotated as claudin-4-like. Gene Ontology annotation, molecular function: structural molecule activity. The record is from RefSeq and is a predicted model, not a curated record. NCBI's taxonomy places the organism in Eukaryota, Metazoa, Chordata, Actinopteri, Salmoniformes, Salmonidae. Gene Ontology annotation, cellular component: membrane; bicellular tight junction.
UGCUUCUCCUCCCUCCUCCACCUCCCCCAUCCAUCCACUUCUCUCAGUAGCAUCUAUGGGCAGGUCAUUGUUUUUGUGAAGAGCUUGAAGACACCUGUUCUACCAUACGGAGACAUCAUCACCAGGUGACUGCUCCCUUCCUUCUCUCCUGCCUACCCUGGGGUAUAAAGGAUCUCUGAUUAUGUGGCAGCAUCACUUAGCUACAUCACACCCCCACACACAGAGCGAGAAAGAGAGAGCGAGAGAGCGAGAGAGCGAGAGAGGAGUACAAGGAAGAACACUGAACACAAAGAACCACUAAGAAGUUCCAGAUUUGGAACAGAAUCUUCUGUCUUUGAUUAGAAUCUCAGCUUGACUGAAUCCUCUGUUAGUUCUAGAAUUUGUAUGCUGGAUUCUGGAAGUUGAGAAUCUCAGCAGGUUCGAAGAACUUCUUAGUUAAGUCACUUCCUCGUUCCUCCAGGAAGGGCAGGUGUUGGAGAGAGCCAGUCCAGGGAGCCAGCAUGUCGAUGGGCAUGGAGAUUGUGGGGAUUGCCCUGGGCGUCAUAGGAUUCAUCCUGGGCAUCGUGGUCUGUGCUUUGCCCUUGUGGAAGGUGACGGCCUAUAUCGGAGCCAACAUUAUCACAUCCCAGACCAUAUGGGAGGGCCUGUGGAUGAACUGUGUGACCCAGAGUACGGGCCAGAUGCAGUGUAAGGUCUACGACUCCCUCCUGGCCUUGCCCCAGGACCUACAAGCCGCCAGAGCCAUGACAAUCAUCGCAAUCACCCUGGGGAUUCUAGGGGUGAUGGUCUCCAUCGUCGGAGCCAAGUGCACCAACUGCAUCGAUGAUGAACCCUCCAAAGCUAAAGUCAUGAUCAUCUCCGGAAUUUUCUUCAUCCUGGCCGGGAUCCUAGUUCUCAUCCCUGUCUCCUGGUCGGCCAGCACCAUCAUCCAAGACUUCUACAACCCCCUGCUGAUCAACGCACAGAAGAGGGAGCUGGGGGCCUCUCUCUACAUUGGCUGGGGGGCUGCAGCCCUGCUACUGAUCGGAGGGGCUAUGCUGUGCAGCUCCUGCUCCCCCAGGGAGGAGAAGAGGUACAAGCCCCCCGGCAUGGCCUACUCCGCCCCUCACAGCGGGGGCGCAGCGGGAUACGUCAGGAAGGACUACGUCUGAGAGAGAUUUCUUCACCUGCCUGAUUGAAUGGAGGGCAGAAAAAAUGAAGGAAAAGAAGAGGAGAGGUAUCGCUAUCCUGAACAUUAGCGUGUUUGUUUGCUGUCUGACACAAAAACUAGGAGAGGAAUCUCCUAGAAAGACUCCAACAUGAAGAAAUGUGUGCUUUAAUGUUACUUCUUGGCUUUUCCUCCCCUGCGUAUUUCUAUUUAGUUUCGUUGUUCAGCUUUAUAGUGUGCAGGCUUUGGUGACGUAUGGUAGAGGCUGUCAAGACCUAGAUACUGUACAUAUAAUCCCAAAUGGCUAGGUUGACAACUGUUAAUUAUUUCACAACAGUUUCAAUUAUAGUUUUUAUUCAUUCAUUUCAAACUUGAGAUGACAAACCAACGCCCAGUUGUUUCAGCACCGUACUGUAAAUUUAAACUUGAAGGGUCUUGGUUUUCAAGUACUUGAGAAAAAAAUCUAUAGUUUUGCACAGUAUGUGGGCUCAUAUUUGUAGUGCAGUACUGAGGGCCUUAUUGUAUCCGUAGUAUGCUAUUGGCAAGGUAGGAUUUUGUUACACUGAAACUUUUAGCUAAAAUGUUGCACUGUGUAUCACUGACACAGAGGAGGAACUAGGAACUGUUUUUACAUGGAUUUGACAUGGAUUUGAUCAAGAGAUUCAGUUUGUGUGUGUGUGUGUGUGUGUGUGUGUGUGUGUGUGUGUGUGUGUGUGUGUGUG